AUGCCUUCGAUCAAGGGUAAACGCGUGCUCGUCACUGGUGGAUCGCGCGGUGUCGGCGCCGAGAUUUGCAGGCAGGCCGCUGCCGAGGGCGCCAUCGUUGCGGUCAACUACGCGUCGUCAAAGGAGGCGGCCGAGAAGCUCGUCGCCUCGCUCGCUGGGUCUGGCCAUGUCAUUGUCCAAGGCGACGCAUUCACGCACGCGGGAUGCGACGGGAUCGUCGCCGACGCGCGCAAGGCGCUCGGCGGUAUCGACGCAAUCGUCAGCAACCAGGGCUGGACCAAGUUUGCCGACUGGAGGGAUCUCGAGUCGGUGGCGGACGACGAGUGGAUGAAGAUCUACAAUGCCAACGUCAUGAGCCACCUGUGGCUCAUCCAGGCCGCCAAGAAGGAUCUGGUGGCGAACAAGGGCUCGUUCAUCAUCACUGGCUCCAUUGCCGGUUCGCAGACCUCGGGAAGCAGUCUGGCAUACUCCGUCGCCAAGGCGGGAUGCCUGCACCUCACCCGCGGUCUCGCCAAGAGCUGUGCCCCCGACAUCCGCGUCAACUGCGUUGCUCCAGGCCUCAUGCUCACUGAGUGGGCUGCUGGAUUCUCCGAGGCCCAGAUUCAGGCCAGCAAGGACAUCACGCUGCUCGGCGGCACCAGUGAGGUGGAAGAUGUGGCCGGCGCCUUCAUCAUGCUCCUCCGCAACGGCUCGAUCACCGGUGAGAUUAUCGAGGUGUCCGCUGGCUAUGGUAAAAAGUAG
Molecule: messenger RNA, 741 nt
Organism: Apiotrichum porosum
Lineage: Eukaryota; Fungi; Basidiomycota; Tremellomycetes; Trichosporonales; Trichosporonaceae
Exons: 5
Coding region: 1-741 (246 amino acids)
Source: RefSeq, a predicted model, not a curated record